Bombina bombina (fire-bellied toad) is the source of this 8663-nucleotide messenger RNA. RefSeq names its product biglycan (gene BGN). The transcript is spliced from 8 exons. The coding region runs from base 267 to 1364 and encodes 365 amino acids. NCBI's taxonomy places the organism in Eukaryota, Metazoa, Chordata, Amphibia, Anura, Bombinatoridae. Gene Ontology annotation, molecular function: protein binding. The record is from RefSeq and is a predicted model, not a curated record.
GGAGGAGGUGGUAGGAAAUAGGGAAAAAGGAGCGCUGUGCUGUCUGCAAGGAAAUUACAUCUGUAAGCUCACACACAAAACCCUGUAGCAGACUGCACUAGCCCACUCAGUCAGGCUAAGGGGGGCAGACAGGAGACUGCCUCUGCAAGUUAAGAAAGGAAGAGGACGUGAAGAAGUCACUCAUAGGGAACACACGGACACUGGGAACAUAGAACCUGCCUGCUGACCGAAACCUUUAUCUUGAUCAGGAGUUUACGAGACUCACAAUGAAGGACUUACUUCUGUUCUGCUACUGUGUGAUGCUCAGUAAUGCCUUGCCCUUUGAACAGAGAGGUUUCUGGGAUUUUUCUAUGGAUGAUGGACUAACCAUGAUGAGAGAUGCAGAGGGGGAGGGCUCAGGACUGGACCCUAAAGUUGAUUCUCCAGCACCACCUAUGGACUUGUGCCCCUUUGGAUGUCAAUGUCACCUACGGGUUGUUCAAUGCUCUGAUCUGGGUCUCACCAGUGUGCCCAAGAACAUCCCGAAGGAUACCACCCUCUUAGAUUUGCAGAAUAACAAAAUCACGGAAAUCAAAAAGGAUGAUUUUAAGGGGCUUCACCAACUCUAUGCUUUGGUUUUAGUCAACAACAAAAUCUCUAAGUGUCAUGAAAAUGCCUUUGACCAGUUGCCCAAGCUACAAAAGCUGUACAUCUCAAAAAAUAGCUUAGAGGAGGUACCCAGGAACUUGCCUGGCUCCCUGGUGGAGCUUAGGAUUCAUGAAAACAAAAUCAAGAAGAUUCCCAAGAAUGCCUUUAAUGGGCUGAAAAACAUGAACUGCAUUGAAAUGGGAGGAAACCCUCUAGAAAAUGGAGGAAUCGAUGCUGGAGCAUUUGAUGGGCUAAAACUAAACUAUCUGCGCAUUUCAGAGGCUAAACUGACAGGAGUUCCUAAAGGUCUUCCAAGCAGUCUAAAUGAGCUUCACCUCGACCACAACAAGAUCCAAGCAAUUGAAAUGGAAGAUCUGAACCAGUAUUCCAACUUGUACAGGUUGGGACUGGGUUACAACAACAUAAGAGUGAUAGAGAAUGGAAGCCUUUCUGCUAUGCCCAUCCUGAGAGAGUUGCACCUGGACAACAACAAACUUUCCAAGGUGCCCCAAGGGCUUCCAGAUAUGAGAUUCCUGCAGGUCGUCUACCUACACUCCAACAACAUUACUCAGAUCGGGGUAAACGACUUCUGCCCAGUAGGCUUUGGGGUGAAGCGCGCCUAUUACAACGGGAUAAGCCUGUUUAACAACCCUGUUCCAUACUGGGAGGUGCAACCUGCCACAUUCCGCUGUGUGACUGACCGCUUGGCUAUCCAGUUUGGAAACUACAAGAAGUAAAAAAAUAUAUAUAUAAAAAUAAACACAAGUGAGAGAUUAUUCUUAAAACCAAAGAAAUCAACAAAGAGAAAGAGAAGGGGAGGUGCAAAAGAUCCAGCAACAAAAAUCCCAACUAUUUUCUUCUCGAUAAGAGAGGAUAUAUGUAAGACUUAACUACCGUAAACAAACGCCCACGCUUUAGGUAUCGCUCCUGACCUGCCUAUCCUAUGGAACCGCUGUAUAUAUAAAUAGAAGGAUUUUCGGGUAGGCAGUAGCUGCACUAUAAAUGUAUAGCCUCAAAUCUGUAACCCCCUUAAUUGGUACUUAUUGUAUUGGAAAUUGGAAAAAAAUUGUGUAAAUACAGAACCCAAUCACUCUACCGCCUUCUGUACUGCAACCUGGACGUAGCUGGGACAGUUGUUCUUGGUUUGUCACCUUCACAGGACAAGCAAGAGAUGGUCACAGUCGCUGGCUAUAUUUGUAUUCGCUCACACCGAGAUGACGUUCUGUUAUCUAUCUGCUCUGUUUUACAUUAAAGGGACAUUAAACACUAAAUAAAUGCUAGCUAGAAUGAUGCAUUCAAAGGCAAGAUUAGUAUGAGAAUAACAAGUAGAUGUAGUUUUUAAAGUUUAUUUAGCCGUUUUAAUAUUGACAAAGUAUGUGUAAAAUGUUAGUGUCUAUAAAACAAUGGGAGCUGCCAUGUUGUAACUUAGGAUACCUUCUCAGCUGUGGCCAAUUAGGGACAGUUAUAAAUAGGUCACUAGAGUGUGCAGCCAAUGGUUGUGCUGGAUUUAACAGUGUUCUGCACUUCUAUUUCUAACAGGAACUGAAAAGCUCACAAUUUCAGAAUGGAAUUACAGAAAAAGGGGACAAAAUAAAUAAUGAAAGUAUAUUGCAGAUUUUUUUUUUUAUAUAUAUAUAUAAGAUUUAUCAUUUUAUAUUACCAUCCCAAAGUGUUUAAUGUCCCUUUAACUACAAAUGGUAUACAGGGAACAUUCUGCUUAAUUACUUCUGGUAAUACCGAUAGACCUAGAACCUUGCAGGGCGUGACCUGGAAUCUACAGAUCCAUACUGACAUCUCAUGGUCUCUAGUGGUAUAAAUAAACCAUAAUGGUUAGCUAAGUUCUUUACACAGCUAUAGCCAUCUCCCUGCAUGUGAGGGAUUAAAUCUGCAUCCAUUCUGCUCUUGCUCUUUUGAUGCCAGACAUCUGAUAAUCUGCUGAAAACAAGUCCCCAGUUUCACUAUCCUCCUCCCUACAUAUAAAGAACGUGCUAUUUGUGAACACCAGGGUGGCUCAUUAAGAGAGAGAGAGGAUACAUUCCUGGCUAACUCAACAGAAGUUUUAUGUAAUAUAUUUUCUCUUUUUAGAGGUAACCCCCCAAAAAACAUACACAACAAAAAGCCAUAAUAUCAUAGCCUGUGUCAUUAUAAUUAAUGAAAAACUGCUAUCUUGGUAGUGGGGUAAGCACAAAUAACUUUACAAACAGCCAGCAGGGUAUAUGUUUUGUUUUUAAAAUAAAUGAUAUUUUGCAAAAGUGGUGUAAUUCUGCCCCCCAGUGAGCAAAGAUGGUAAUAGCAAAAGCAGCUUCAUUCUAAACCAUGCAGAUAUUUAUAUUUUUUUUAUCAAUGUUACUAGGUCUAAAUUCACUAAACCUUGUUGUCAACCAAGGUAAAAGUUGCAGCCCUUAUUAUAGAGCUUCUUGAUUAAUGAUCAAUUUCCCACUGAUACUCCACUACCUAUUAAUUGUGUUAGAGAACUUGCUCAGAUAGACAGAGUGAGAUUUCAGGGGAAGGUCAUUUGAAAGCCUCACUAUUUUCAGUGAGGAACCUUAAUAAAGGAAGUGGAAUAGAGGGCAAAUUAUCUUGCUCGCCCACCAAUCUAACUCAAUCUAGACAGAACCAUUAUUAUUUUAACCCUUUGAGUGCUAAGCACUUUCCCAUCUGGGUGCUAAGAUUUUUUAAUGUUUUUUUUAUUUUUUUUUCAGACCCCCAAUACUUACAAUGUUGGAAAGGUUAGGCGAUUACCUUUCCAAUGGUGGGUCUUGGGGGUCUGUAGCUGCUUAGAUGCCUGAGAUACAGGCUUCUAAGCAUGCCCCCUGCUCCUAUACUUAACAUUGUUAAGUAUAAAUAAAGUUGUGACGUCACCACGCAAAACGGGAAGCUCCGGCGAUGCCUGUCACUCUACAGGCACAAUCGCCGGGGUAGGAGCCGGUGGGAGCCCCCAGAUCUCCCUCAAGGUGGGAGAGUGCUAGUGACGGCUCUGAGCUGUCAUUAGCACAAGAGUAGGAAACUCUGUGAGUCGUCAUUAGCACUCAAAGAGUUAAUUAGCAGACUUAAAGGGAUAUGAAACCCUUUUUGUUUUCUUUCAUGAUUCAGAUAGAACAUGCAAUUUUAAACAACUUUCUAAUUUACUUGUAUUAUCACAUUUUCUUCAUUCUCUUGGCAUCUUAUGUUGAAAAGCAGUAAUUUAAGCUCAGGAGCCAGACCAUUUCUGGAGCACUAGAGGGCAGCACUAUUUCCUGUAAUGCAGUGCUUCAGAUGCCUACCUAGGUAUCUCUUCAACACGGAAUAUCAUGGGAACGAAGCAAAUUUGAUAAUAGAAGUAUAUUAGAAACUUUUUUGAAAUGGUACGGUCUGUCUGAAUCACUAAAGAAAGUUUUUGGGUUUCACAUCCCUUUAACUAAGUGAUGAACAGACGUAAAUCACACAGAACCAGCUAUAUAACAGCACAUACAAUCUAUAAUGAGAUUGCCUGUAUAGAGUGACUGGCUACGUUUCAUAGCAUUAGUACAACAUUAAUACAAACAGGUUGUUAUGUAAUUCAUGUCUAUUUAAUCAGUUUAAAUAUUUGUCUAUAAUCUGGGUAAACCAGUUCUCAGCAACUGAAACAUUAAACUGUUGUCUUCUACGCUAUUAUCAAUAAGGUUUAUUCUGUAUAACUAUCCGCAUACUCUUUACUUGUAUGUAUGUGCACUGUGGCCCACACGGCACGCUGACAAGCACGUAAUGUAAUGGAUGGAAAAUCGAAUAAAUAUUCAGCGCCAUUUAUCACAGGUUAAAAAAAAAUAUAAACUGAUGGAGUGAACGGUGCUUACAGAUGUUACAAAAUCUAGCAAAUCGUUAGUGUUUUUUCAUGUUUCAGGGAUUUUUCCACAAUCGAGUCUAGUUUUAUAAAGGUUAUAUAUCUGGUUUUCCUAGUAAAGAGAUGUAGGUGACAGUUGACAUAUACGGCAGUGAUCCUGUUAAAAGAUCACAUGAUCUUCUUUUGAUACAUGAGCGUUGGUUUUCCAUUUACGUUUCAAGCGCCAGUCAUAUCACAUGACAGCAGCGCCACACAACAUGUGAACUGGUCCCUGUACUAUCUGUUAGAGAAGCUCUUUGAACAGUUUACAUAGGGCUAACAUCAUUGUAAUCUAAAAAGAAAACCAUUUUUUUGUUGGAUUUCAAAUAACUCCCCAGCUGUAACCCAACCCUGUAACACCAGUUGUCAAAUAAUUCAACAGCCUCGUGCAUAACCAAUGUGGCCUGUUCAGAGGAUCACUCUGAACUUUGCACAGUCCCCAUGCUCGGCUCCUGUCACAGCCUUCGUGGGUAUUGAACCCAGGACUGCGAGUUUGUGUUGCAGUGAGUUACCUCGGAGCCAUAGGUUAGCCUUAGAUUCUGCUCUUAUUAGUGUUGUUUGUUACUCUUUGGCUCCACCUGCCUGCCAGCUGCGGUAGAUCUGCAAUCAGCUACUGCUAUAAAUACUCAGCACUUUGUGUCCUCCAUGUCUGUUUGUUGGACUUUCUCCUAGGGUGGGCUUUGCUGUCUACUGCUGAAUUAUUCCGCUGAACAUUUUUGCCUGAACUUGACUAUUUUGCCUGCUGAUUCUGUACCUCGUUUCUAGACUGUGUAUCAACUUCCUGCCUGUCUCAAAUACUCUCUUGGAUUACUCCUUGGUACCUUAUUGCCUGCCUGUUGCCGGCCUUGCCUGUUCCUCUAUGUCUUUGCUUUGCCCUCAGCCACUUCUCCACUACGAACUAUACCAACACUUUGUAACCCUCCAACUAGCGGCCAUUAGAAGAGGGUGUACCUAAAUGGUCCAUUCAUAAAAUCAUUAGACAGCUCAUCAUGAUUGAGUAAUUAUCACGUGCUAUGAAAGGGUUAUCUACAUGUUACAGUGACUACAGUUUGCAAGCACCUCCUACAUACAAGAAUUAAUUGCUAUUGGCUACUUUUUCCUCCAUGAUCUUUGACAGUAAAACUCUAGUUUUUUGUAAGUAUUGCAGCGAGUAAGGCAAGUAGAAUACUAGUUGUAUUGGUAGAAGUAUUUGCAGAAGGAAUAGUAAGGUUAUUAUGCCACUUUACAGAUCAUUAGUUAGGCCUCAUCUAGUAUUGUAUCAUCCAAUAUUGUGUGCAGUUCUGGAGGCCAUAUCUCUAGAAGGAUAGCAAUAAACUGGAAUCUGUUCAAAGGAGGGCUAUUAAAAUGAUACAUGGUCUAAAAAUAAACUUACAUAUUUAGGGGUCGAAUGGCCCCUAAUCGCCCUGUUUCCGUGCGAGCUUUCAGGCUCACCGGAAACAGGAGUUAAGAAGCAGCGGUCUUAAGACCGCUGCCUCUUAAGUCGUACGCCUCCUCUGAGGCUGCGGUCUGCAAUCCGCCCGAUAUUGUGUAAUCGGAUUGACACCCCCUGCUGCGAAUCUGCAGGGGGCGGCAUUGCACAAGCAGUUUACCAGAACUUCUUGUGCAAUGUUAAAUGCUGACAGCGUAUGCUGUCGGCAUUCAGCGACGUCUGGCGGACAUGAUACGCUACAGCGGAUAAUGUCCGCCAGACAUUGAUAAAUCGGCCCCAAAGUCUCAAAGCGAAGGGUCCAAUGAUAUAAAGCUCCCUGCGCUGGCAGGGUUAUCCAAGAAGUGUCUCCAGUGCUACGGCAGCCCUCAAUUUGAGAAAGGCAUAUUUUAGUUUGAUAAUUGCUUAUCUAGGUUUGCUGGCUUCUGGAUUUGAAGACGAGACGUCUACAUUACUAUACAUUGCUCAAAAACAACCCCCAAAUAUUUUGCAUCAUUUCUCUCUAUGCCGGCAAGUUUUCGAGCAUCAGAGCAAAUGACCUAUAUAGGUAUAGCUUAGAGGAGAGAAGGGAACAAGGUGAUACGAUAGAAACAUAUAAAGUAUAAAAAGGGAUUUAAUAAAGUUGAGGUUUUCACAAAAAGAUCAACACCAGAACAAGAAGUCAUGAGUCCAAGCUGAAGGGUAGAAGGUUCAGGAGUAAUUUGAAGAAGCACUUCCUCACUGAAAGGGUGGUUGGUUCAUGUAAUAAACUUCCAUUAGAUGUGGUAAGGUCAAACACCGUGGGGACUUUAAGAAUGCCUGGGUUCAGAAUAAGGAUAUCCUAUGAACUAAUUAAUUGUCUACUUUAUAGGAAAUGUGAGCAGACUUGUUGGGCCUAUGGAGUUAAAAUCAGUUUUCUUUCCAUGUGCUGACCCAGGUCACAUGUAGGAAAUCUACAUUUCCCUCACUUACCACAAACAAACUAACCUCUAACGGACUGAGAUGGCGUAUGACAUUUUCAUAAACUAUAAAUAAAUGGAAGGGCGGCCAAGAAAAGAAGUUGGCUUUUCUAGUCUAAAUAUAAAGAACACUUACUAGAAUGCCAUAAUCUUGGGGUAAUUUAAUUCGGCCUCUGUCCCAGCAACAUUGAAACAGGAAGAGCCAAAAGGCUAUGAGCAAGCAAUACUAAUCUGUCAGUAAUACACAUGGCAAGUUACAUCAUUGUGCAAUGUACACAAUGCAUGCUGGGAAAUUACGCUAAUAAGGAAAGAGUGUACAUUAUCAUAAAGGCUCCAACGCCCAAUGGUAAGAGGGGUCUAUACUGUUCAGAAACAGAACUGAAAGGGACACAAAACCCAAAUCUUUUCUUUAAUGAUGCAGAUAGAGCAUGCAAUUUUAAGCAACUUUCUAAUUUACUCCUACUAUCAUUUUUUCUUCGUUCUCUUGCUAUCUUUAUUUAAAAAACUGGGAUUUAAAGGGACAGUCUAGUCCAAAAUAAACUUUCAUGAUUCAGAUAGGGCAUCUAAUUUUAAACAAUUUUCCAAUAUACUUUUAUCACCAAUUUAGCUUUGUUCUCUUGGUAUUCUUAGUUCAAAGCUUAACCUAGAAGGUUCAUAUGCUAAUUUCUUAGACCUUGAAGGCCACCUCCUUUCAGAAUGCAUUUUAACAGUUUUUCACCACUAGAGGGUGUUAGUUCAUGUGUUUCAUAUAGAUAACACUGUGCUCAUGCACGUGAAGUUACCUGGGAGCCAGCACUGAUUGGCUAAACUGGAAGUCUGUCAAAAGAACUGAAAUAAAGGGGCAGUUUGCAGAGGCUUAGAUACAAGAUAAUCACAGAGGUAAAAAGUAUAUUAAUAUAACUGUGUUGGUUAUGCAAAAGUGGGGAAUGGGUAAUAAAGGGAUUAUCUAUCUUUUAAAACCCUAACAAUUCUGGUGUAGACUGUCCCUUUAAAGCUUUGUAGCCAGCCCAUUUUAGGUUCAGCACCCUGGAAUAGCGCUUGCUUAUUGGUCGCUACAUUUAGCAAACCAAUAAGCAAGCAUAACCCAGGCUCUCAACCAAAAAUGGGCCGGCUCUUAACCUAUACUUUACUGCUUUUUAAAUAAAGAUAGCAAGAGAACGAAGAACAAUUGAUAAUAGGAGUAAAUUGGAAAGUUGCUUAGAAUUGCUUCUCUAUCUAAAUCACUAAAGAACAAAUUUGGGUUCAGUGUACCUUGAAGCCUGCUGAAUGGGUCAGUAUGACAUUAUUAUCUAGUGGAGAUCAGGAUGGAUUUGGCCUAGCCGGGAGUUGAUUAGGAGGGGAAGAUGCACAUAAAAGCCCCAGUUUUUAUUGGUCAGCUCCUCUUAAAAUUAAUUUGCAGAGUGCUACAUUUAUUUUACUUUUAAUCAUAAAAGUCCAGAUGGUGAUGGCAAACAAGUCCCUAUAGUGUCCCCAAUUUCUUAUCUGAAGUAAAAGCUGAAUCAGGCUUAAACGGACAAUAAGCACAUUAUAUUAAUGACAUUUGAAUAAGAAAAUGUUUAGUUAUGCAUAGUGAAACAGCUUUGCCGUAUAAUAUCAUUAUUUAUUUUGCUCCAUUUUCAUGUAAUUUAGCUCUAACAAUGAUGGCUUUUAUUAUUUUUUAGAAUUGAAAAAGCAUGUGAUGACCUUAGGGCUAACCUUGCUGCAUAUCUUUUACUGACCUUAAUCCAAUCAUUUUAUACCAAUGCAACGACCAUGACUAGUCUUGUCAGCAGCAGACUCAAAUAUCAAAAAUGUGGCUCUAAACAGACACCUUAAUAAAUGCUGUAAGUGUAAA